GCAUUGUCAAUCCAUUCCUUUUCACACCACCUACUACCCAACACACACAGCCGCCCAAGCUGAUGGCUUGUGUCAGCUUGCAUCAUCAUGUAUCGCAGCGAGAAGCCCCGUCAAUCGCUGCUCAGCCAAUUCAAAACGCGACACCGGUCGUCCUCACCCACUGCGCACCGAAUCGUCUCUCCAACCCCUCCUCCUCUAUCACAAGAGAUGCAAGCGUCAGAAGUCGAAAAGGAUCCGAUAUAUGGGGACCCUGUCAGCUCAAGCGAUGAGCGACCCUCAUCGCCGGCACGACCCCCGCCCUCGCUGCCAACUGCUCAAAACCGAGGCCCUAUAUAUCCCCAGAGACGGGCGACAUAUACUACCAUUAGGAAGGAGGGUCAGGACGAAAGCGCAAAAGAAAUUAAGGCGAAAGAAUACCCUAAGAAAGGAUCACAAGGUUCACCGAGGAAGAGGUCCGCAGAACUCGGUGCGGACGACAAUGAUACCGUGGAUGAGUUCGGGAUGCCAGAAGUUCGGAAAGGGCCUAGGAGGGCCACGGGAUCGCAGGGCUCGACAGGAAAGAUGUCUGGAGUAAUCAAACCAGAGGACGAUAGUUCCUUGGAUGACUUUGGCGAAAUGGGUAGUCAGAGGGCAAGAAAGAGGGUUAUGUCAAGUUAUGGAAAGAAUAUAGGGCCGGCUAUGAACAUCCACCACAAGUCUAGGGCUAAGGGUAAGGGACUAGGCAAGCCUGGCUUCAAGAAUACUUCCGCACUAUCUGCACCGUCUCCUAAAACUAAGAAAGAGGGUUUCAAAAAUCCUAAGGUUGACCUGAUGAACCCAAAAAGAGAUACGAAAAAGGAUGAAUGGAUAAGGCCUGAAAUGCCCAAACUCAGCAGUGUCAGGACUCGACCUCCCGCACCGGGAUACAAGAACCCGUCAGAACCCAUCGUUCCCGCAAUACCAAAGAUGGCAUUCCGGAUGCCCGAAACAAUGCCCGCUGUACUCUUCAAGACCACACAAGCCGCGCACGACUUACAAGCAUCACUUCAACGUUCUAACUCGAGCUCCCCCCUCAGCUCGCCCAAUUCCUCAAUACUAGAAAUGUCCUCUCAAGCUCAAUCCGACCUCUUCAAAGCUGACAGUCCACCGCUCGAAUCUUCCCCAGAACCUAUUGGCUCCAUCUGCCCCAUGUGCCGCAAACCCGUCGACGGUGCCCACCUCUACACCUUCGCUGCGGAACACGGCAAAAACUUCAAGCUCAACGUCGGCAUGCAGCAGGUUUUCUGCCGGCAACAUAAGCAGAAAUCGGCCGAGGACGACUACGCCGCGCGCGGAUAUCCUAAGAUCGUGUGGCAUAAGCUAGAACAGCGCAUGGGGAAGCACGCGCCGCACCUGGAAGCCGUGCUCGAGGGCAAAGAGAAGUCAGCGUAUCGGGAUAAACUGGAGCAGAGCGUCCGGACGGGCAGUAACCGUAAUCUGCUCUCGGCGAUCAUGACGGACGAGUUCAAGCAAUCGACGACGGGGUAUUAUGGCGCGAGGGGCGCAAGAGUCAUGAUGGAGUACAUCACCAAAACGUUUGCACCGCAGAUCCGAAGGCUCGCGCCGACGGACAAGCUGAUAUCGUCCGGUGGCAUGUCGAAGUUCGUGCAGUCGGUGCUGCUACCUGAGCUAGUAAUCCGGCUUGUGAUAGAUGACAUGAAAGUCAAUGAGGAGCGGGCGAAAGAGAUCAUAGGAGAGAGUGGAGAGGUUGGAGAUCUAGUGCAUGAAGAAGACGACGAUGCUGUUAGGAGAGACGAACAUGGGAACAAGUACAUUGUUGUCCCCGAAAAUAUGGACUCGGAGGCAGAGUCUGAUGGAUAUGAUGAGGACGGUAAUUACGAUUGAUUUAGUGGCUUGUGCAUUGCAUAUUUGAGUAUAUCUGGCCAGUACGGUGUUUAGGGGUAGGUGGAUCAUGUGCUUUUCGGUCUUCUCUUCCUUCUAUCUGUUAGCAGCCUUCAUUGUCUGUUCUGUGGGCACUGCAUCGGACGAUUCGCCGUCGGGUGCAGAGUGGAAUGGUAGGGCAAGAUACGUCCGAGCGUGCAAUAUACCAGGUUGAGCUGGUUCGGACAGCGGACUGGCUACCGAUAAUAUAUCGUGUUAUUCUG
Messenger RNA from Mytilinidion resinicola, 2123 nucleotides. RefSeq lists its product as uncharacterized. Bases 88 to 1863 code for a protein of 591 amino acids. The record is from RefSeq and is a predicted model, not a curated record. Lineage: Eukaryota; Fungi; Ascomycota; Dothideomycetes; Mytilinidiales; Mytilinidiaceae. The transcript has 2 exons.